Messenger RNA from Racocetra fulgida, 224 nucleotides. NCBI's taxonomy places the organism in Eukaryota, Fungi, Glomeromycota, Glomeromycetes, Diversisporales, Gigasporaceae. The record is from the annotation of a GenBank genome assembly.
GUGUGAGAUUAGGUUAUAUGGGCCAUUUAACUUUUAUUGCAGAAGAAGUUGUAAAAUUACUUGAUCGAUAUGCAGUGGAAAUUGGCGAGAAAGUGAGAGCCCCGUUAGGUGGGCAACGUCCAAGCAAUCAUGAUAGUAUGUCGCCCAGUCGUGAAGAAAGCGACGACGACGACGAUGAUGAUACUAGCGAAGCUGUUGCAGACGGUGAUAUGGCCAGCGAUCAG